UAGAGGGGGAGAGACGGAGAGAGAGAGAGACCCCGUCGCGUUUUGACCCGCGCGUCACCACUCCUCCUCCUGCUCUUCGUCUUCUUCUGUAGAGGCUGCGUGCUCCAUCGCUCAUUCCCAGCCACUGACACAUCCUAAGCAGCGAAGCACGGACGGACAGCGAGCGAGAGGAGCCAAAAAGGAGAGGGACGAUCGCCUGCCGCUUGCCUUCUCGCUUGCUUCGGCUUUUAUCGAGUCUCCCCGUAAUACCGAGCGACCUGCACUUAUUAGCCCGUAACCGGAGAGCUCUUUACGGGAAGGCACUUCGCUGUUUACCGCCGCCUUUCUUCUCUUUGUGGACACUACCUCCGGACUCGCACGGGACUAUCGGUGUUUACGGGUUUACGCAAAGGAGCAGAGCGGCAAAAGCAUUGUGGAGUAGCCGAGCAGAGCAUCUCCGUCCCCCGAGUAGGAUUGGCUGUCGAGCCGCAUGGAGAAGAGGUAUGAAGAUCUGGUACACUACUCCGGAACCGAGGGCAUGGCGGUGGGGGGGUACGCAGACGACCUCAGGGGGCUGCCUCCGCCCCAGUACGGAGCACCCAUCCCGGAUUCACUCAAGCACCACAAGGACCAGAUCUAUGGUCACCCGCUGUUCCCACUACUGGCCUUAGUCUUCGAGAAGUGUGAGCUUGCAACCUGCUCGCCUCGUGACUCCGCCUCCUCCCUCUCAGGGUCCUCCCACAUGCCCGGAAUGACCAAUCACAGCGACGUCUGCUCCUCGGAAUCCUUCAAUGAUGACAUCGCGGCCUUCGCUAAACAGAUUCGCUCUGAGAAGCCGAUUUUCUCCUCCAAUCCCGAACUAGACAACCUGAUGAUCCAAGCAAUUCAAGUUUUACGAUUUCAUCUGCUGGAGUUGGAGAAGGUCCAUGAUUUGUGUGAUAACUUCUGUCACCGUUACAUCACCUGUCUGAAGGGGAAAAUGCCCACAGACCUGGUUUUGGACGAGCGAGAGGGAGGCUCGAAAUCCGACAUGGAGGACUUUGGAGGGUCCUGUACCAACCUCUCAGAUCAGGGCGCCUCAUGGUUACGUGAACCGGACGAGUGCGCCACGACUCCACUGGGGACCCCCGGCACCUGCGGCCUGCCCUCCCAAAGCACAGGGGACAAUGGCAGUGACACAGGAGAUGGUCUGGAUGGAGCUGUGGCUUCUCCGAGCACAGGAGACGAUGACGACUCUGACAGAGACCGACGAAACAAUAAGAAGAGAGGGAUCUUCCCCAAAGUCGCUACGAACAUCAUGAGAGCGUGGCUUUUCCAGCACCUGUCGCACCCUUAUCCCUCAGAGGAACAGAAGAAGCAGCUCUCCCAGGACACGGGGCUGACCAUCUUACAGGUCAACAACUGGUUCAUCAACGCCAGGAGGAGAAUAGUGCAGCCCAUGAUCGACCAAUCAAAUCGCUCAGGUCAAGGAGGUCCUUAUAGCCCUGAGGGAGCAGCUCUUGGAGGGUAUGGCCUGGACGGACAGGGCCAUCUCGGGCUCAGAACAGCAGGUCUACAGGGGAUGUCCUCUCUUCAAGGCGAAUACCCGGGGUCGCUCCUGUCCCAGCCCGGGUACCCUCCUCACCCUGGCCCCUCCCUCCACGCGUACCCCGGAGCCCACCCGCACCCCGCCAUGCUCCUCCACCCGCCCCCCCACGCCCACCCAGCCGAACCUCUACUGGCACAAGGACUGGACAUUCAUGCACACUAGCUGCAGGCCUGAAUGGGACACACAGACUGAUGUAUGCCUGGGAAUGCACAGACAGACUAUGGAAAUAUAUUCUGUGCAUUGCGUGAGUGGAGUAUGUGUAAUGACGCAUACAAUAUUUAAAGAGAAGAAAAUACACAAAGUUUACAUUCCCCACUUAAAGACCUCAAUGUAGCCUCCCUGCUUCACUGUACAGACCAGAGCAGUGGUUCUCAAACUGUGGGCUGCGUAACAAU
Molecule: messenger RNA, 1962 nt
Organism: Periophthalmus magnuspinnatus
Lineage: Eukaryota; Metazoa; Chordata; Actinopteri; Gobiiformes; Gobiidae
Gene: meis3
Product: myeloid ecotropic viral integration site 3
Exons: 13
Coding region: 470-1729 (419 amino acids)
Biological process (GO): positive regulation of transcription by RNA polymerase II; animal organ morphogenesis; eye development
Molecular function (GO): RNA polymerase II cis-regulatory region sequence-specific DNA binding; DNA-binding transcription activator activity, RNA polymerase II-specific
Source: RefSeq, a predicted model, not a curated record